ACUAGGGGUCAGUGUUUUGUCCAUCACCGACUCUACGGACCCGAAAAGUUUCCGGGGCUUUCCAGAAACGGGCCCUUGGCCGCGAUCACCGCGAGUUGGACAUCCCAGACAAAGAUCAAAGGUGACGCGUAUUCGAGAAUGUAUUAAUAUUUUACUUGCCACUUGUCUGUCGAUAAAUACUAGCUGCAGCUAAAUUCGUCAAGAAAGCGUUCAAUUCCGAUAAAAAUAACUCCCCCGUAGUGUACUUGUUUGUUUUGCAUAGGCUGGCUAAAAAAUGUACGAAGAUUUAUAACGCGUGCAUAGCUAUUGUACAACUAAUUAAACCCAUUGUUUCGCGACGUUUUCGCUGCCGUUAUGGUUUAUAAAAGGUCCCUGCCGUGUUGUGGUUUAAAAGUCACGGUGUCCGUGUGUCAGAGCUUUGCGUCUACAUUUGAGAUGAUAUUGAGUUAUUUUUGCAGCAUGCCUGUUGUAGAAUGGCAAAUACAAGUACAGCCACUGGUAAGUAGCUCAGAAAUGCUACUUCAAAUAUGAAUUAAUGGAGCAGUGAUGAAAACACGCACACUUCCUCGCACAGCCUAUUCAAGCGAUUACGGAAGUCUUGUUUUUUAUCUGAACUUUUCUUCUCCUCACUCAAACAAAUUGUCGAAUUCAUAGAUCCCGUAAAUGACCAAUCGUCUACUUCCAUGCCUGGGUUACAGAAAUGGGAAUGCAGGACCGUUCGCUUGCUAAUAAAAAAUUACACCUUUUCAAGAAGGGGAAAACAACAAAGAAAGAUGUUUUACAAAAAAUUGCUGACCGCUUUAACGAAACCUCAACGGUGAAAGUGAGCGGCGAUCAGUGCUUGAGGAAAUGGCUGAAACUGGAAGCAAAGUUUAAAGAGAUUGAAGAAAACAAUAACCUGAAGGGCCGAGCCAAAAAGUCGUGGACGUUUUAUGAAGACUCGGAGGAAGCUAUUAGAGACAGCCCAAAGGUGAACCCAGCGUAUACUUACCACGUCGCAGGCGGGACGCUGACUUCAUCAUUAAACGUAUACAAUUCCGAAUCAGACGAAGACGGUGGUGUACAAGAUGAUGAGAUUGGAAGCACCACAAAGCGAGCAAAGACACCAAAGAGCAGAGAGAGGAAAAGAAAGAGUCACUCUUCAGCUGCAGAGAUGCUUUCCUUUUUUGCACUCUUACAAAGAAAAGAAGGAAAAAGUGGAAGACGAAAAACUUAAUUUGCUCAGGGAAAUUGUUAUGAGAAAAUUCGCCGUUGCCCAGUCAUUUUGUAAAAUUAUAGAAAAGCCAACAGUAGCCUCUUU
This is a messenger RNA of Orbicella faveolata, 1300 nucleotides long. RefSeq lists its product as uncharacterized. The record is from RefSeq and is a predicted model, not a curated record. NCBI's taxonomy places the organism in Eukaryota, Metazoa, Cnidaria, Anthozoa, Scleractinia, Merulinidae.